Messenger RNA from Diceros bicornis minor, 951 nucleotides. Its product is annotated as olfactory receptor 8D2-like. Gene Ontology annotation, molecular function: odorant binding; olfactory receptor activity; G protein-coupled receptor activity. Gene Ontology annotation, cellular component: membrane. Gene Ontology annotation, biological process: sensory perception of smell; G protein-coupled receptor signaling pathway. NCBI's taxonomy places the organism in Eukaryota, Metazoa, Chordata, Mammalia, Perissodactyla, Rhinocerotidae. The record is from RefSeq and is a predicted model, not a curated record.
AUGGCUAAUUCAAGUCAUUCCUCAGUGACUGAGUUCAUCCUUGAAGGGUUAACAAAACGCCCAGAGCUUCAACUGCCACUCUUCCUCCUGUUCCUUGGAAUAUAUGUAGUCACAGUGCUGGGGAACCUGGGCAUGAUCCUCUUAAUUGCCAUCAGUUCUCAACUUCACUCUCCAAUGUAUUAUUUUCUGAGUCAUUUGUCAUUCAUUGAUGUCUGCUACUCCUCUGUCACUACUCCAAAGAUGCUGGUGAACUUUUUGUCAGAGAAGAACAUUAUCUCCUUUCUGGAGUGCAUGACCCAGCUUUAUUUCUUCCUAAUUUUUGUAAUUGCAGAAGGCUACCUUCUGACCGCUAUGGCAUAUGACCGUUAUGUUGCAAUCUGUAACCCACUGCAUUACAAAACUAUCAUGUCCCAUAGGGUCUGUUCCAUAAUGAUGGCUGUGGUAUAUUCACUGGGUUUAUUUGGGGCCACAGUCCAUACUACCUGCAUGUCAGUGCUGUCCUUCUGUGGGUCUCAUAUUGUCAGUCAUUAUUUUUGUGAUAUUCUCCCCUUGUUGACUCUCUCUUGCUCCAGCACCCACAUCAAUGAGAUACUGUUAUUUAUUAUUGGAGGAGUUAAUACUUUAGCACCUACGCUGGCUAUAUUCAUUUCUUAUGCUUUGAUCUUUUCUAGCAUCCUUCGUAUUUGCUCCACAGAGGGAAAGUCCAAAGCCUUUGGCACUUGUAGCUCUCAUAUCAUGGCCGUGGGUACCUUUUUUGGGUCAAUAACAUUAUACUUCAAGCCCCCUUCUAACAAUAUUAUGGAACAAGACAAGGUAUCCUCAGUAUUCUAUACCACAGUGAUCCCCAUGCUGAAUCCCCUGGUCUACAGCCUGAGGAACAAAGAUGUGAAGAAUGCACUGGGGAAGGUGAUUGGGGGAAGGCAGUCAUCCUCACAAAGGGGAUUCUCAUAA